UAUAUUAUUAUUAUUAUCAAAAGUUUGAGAACGUACAACGCUCUUGUUAAUUUUCCAGACAGGAAUUUUUAGUGUUGCCAUAUAUAUAAGCGCGAGGAAAGAUUUACAUACAAGAUGGGUUGCGGAAUAUCGUUCGUUAAAUACGUUCUGUUCGUGUUCAAUUUAAUAUUUGCGCUAUGCGGUCUCGCAGUGCUCGCCGUUGGCGUGGUCUUCAAAUUGAAGUUCUCAGAGAUCCAGCAAAUGCUCCAGGACUUAAACGUCCAGGCCGCACCAAUACUCUUCAUCACCGUUGGAAGCAUAGUCUUCAUAAUCGCCUUCUUCGGGUGCUGCGGAGCGAUUAGGGAAAGUCAUUGUAUGACAGUCACUUACGCAGUCUUCUUAAUCGUUUUGCUGAUCGUCCAAGUCGUGAUCGCCGUCUGUGUCUUCGUCUAUGUCGAUGACAUCAACAAGAUUCUGCAGAAGACCCUCCAGACCACCUUCGACCACAGGGAUCAACCUGCUAAUAUGGAAAUCAUUGAUGGAUUACAAAGACAGUUCGAAUGCUGCGGUGUCAACGGCAAAACCGACUACCAGCUCAAUGUGAUUGCCAAUUUGCCCCAGAGUUGCUGUCCAGCUGGAGAUGCUGCCUGCACAUUUGCCAACAGCUAUAACCAUGGAUGCAAAACCAUUCUGUCUGACACCGUGAAAGGAGGAAGCCAAACCAUUGGAAUUGUUGCUCUGAUCAUUGCCGGAGUUGAGCUUCUGGGAGCCAUAUUUGCCCUGUGUCUUGCAAAUUCCAUCCGCAACGAAGAUAGGAGGUACGCAUAAGAUCUACUUCAAUACUGUGUGUGAAUAUGUAAUUCGUUUUUGCAAAAUAUCUAUUAUUAUGCAAAAACAAUCAACAAUUAUACCUUCAAAUUUGAAAAUAAUAAUUCGAUGUAUGUAUACAAAAGCCAAAUUUUACUAAAGGCUUACUAAUUUAAGAAAUAUUAUAUAAUUGAGAACAUUUUUAUGAACUAUUUAAACGUUAGGAAUUAUUUGGAGUGUUGUCAAAUGCUUUUAAAUGUAUUAAUAUUUACAAUUUGAUUAUUCUCAAAUAACAAAUAUUUUUAAUAUUUUUGUAAUGUUAUUUUAUAUAUUAUCGAAGUAAACACAAAGACAAAAAAUAUAUCUACACAUGUAUGUAUAUAUAUAUAUAUAUAUAUAUAUAUAUAUAUAUAUACAAAUGUAUACACAAACA
This is a messenger RNA of Ctenocephalides felis (cat flea), 1219 nucleotides long. RefSeq names its product 23 kDa integral membrane protein-like. Gene Ontology annotation, cellular component: membrane. NCBI's taxonomy places the organism in Eukaryota, Metazoa, Arthropoda, Insecta, Siphonaptera, Pulicidae. The coding region runs from base 115 to 807 and encodes 230 amino acids. The transcript has 6 exons. The record is from RefSeq and is a predicted model, not a curated record.